This is a messenger RNA of Polistes dominula (European paper wasp), 1474 nucleotides long. It is a transcript of the gene PolZ2, whose product is annotated as DNA polymerase zeta subunit 2. Gene Ontology annotation, cellular component: zeta DNA polymerase complex. The record is from RefSeq and is a predicted model, not a curated record. NCBI's taxonomy places the organism in Eukaryota, Metazoa, Arthropoda, Insecta, Hymenoptera, Vespidae.
UCGAGGCGCGCAUCGAAUCAAUCGCUAAAUCAUAAUCGAUUUAUUAAUUAAUCUCGUUAUUUUUUUAAUUGACUAUUUCUAAUAUUAUUAAUCGUUUAUAAAUCUUUGAACUGUUUAAUUACAAUUACGUCCAUUUAUUUCGAUCAUUGAAGUUAAAUUAUUUUCUUUUCUCGCGCUCUAUUAUCAAAUGCAUGUGUAUGGAAAUGUGAAUAUGUGGCUUGUGCGUAUGGCAUGUACAGUCAAGAACAAAAAUAAAUGGACAUUAGAGAUGGUUAUCGAUAAAGUUUUCUUAAAAUACUGCCAUUAUUAUGCACUUCAAUCUUAUUUAGUUAUUUAAUUAUUUAUUUCAUCGCGAAAUAUAUGUAAUAUGUAAUAUGUAAACAUAUUUAUUUGCAACUUACUUUUGCCCUCGACUGUAUAUACUAAUUGUAAAUAUUCGAUUCAUAUUCAGAAAACUAAAGACAUCAUCAACGAAAAAUUGAGAAUGUUCGAAAAUAAUUUCUAAAUGGGAUGCAAUUAAUUGUAUCGUCAUAUUAUGCUUUAGAUAUGUGCUGAAUAUUGCAGGAACAAUGCAUAAAAAAUGAAUUACGUAAUGGUUACACACCGGUUUAUGAUUUUCUCCUACAUCACUGUCAGCUUAAGGCGCAACAACGAACGACUUGGAAAGAUUCUAACUUUACUUUUUUUCUUUUUCCUUACUUGCUUUUCUUUUCUGGAAUGCAUAAUAUUGAGACUUGUUUCUUCUACGAUUAAGUGCGAGUAACUUGACUUGUCUAAUUCCUUUCACUCUUAAAUUAAAAUACAAUGUCACAAGUUAAAAUAGUCACCAGCGAUAUUCUCUUAGAAUUCUUAGAAGUUGCGUUUAAUCAUAUACUUUACUAUAGAAAAUUAUAUCCAAAAGAAACCUUUGUUAAGAAAAAAAUUUAUGGCGCAGUGGUCCAUGUCUCAGAACAGCCAGAACUUAAUGAAUACUUGAGAAAUGUUUUAACUGCUAUUAAAGAAUUACUUAAAGAAGAUGAAAACAGCGUCAAAGCUGUAAACCUUGUUGUUUUUAAUGAAAAUAGAACACCCAUUGAAAAGUUCGUUUUUGACUUUGUCAAGUUACAGGCGCAAGGAAUUGAAAUUGAUCCAUACUAUCUUAAAACUGAAGAAGCUUUGAGAACGAUCUGUUUAAAAUUAUCCAUAUGUGAAACGUAUUUAAAACCCCUUCCAAAAAAUGCAUCAUUUUCUAUAGAAAUUCAAACGUAUGAAACUGCCCAUGUAUCUCUCAGUGAAAAUCCGUUAUGCGAAGAUUUCCCUUGGAUUGUUGACGAUGAAAGUAGAGAAAUGAUUAAUAAAAAAUUAUUACCUCUGAAGACGGUUAAAACGGAAUGCUUAAAUUUACAGAUAUACGUACUCCAAAAUGGAGAAAUCUAAGAUAUUUUGUAAUAUGAUGUAAUAAAGACAAUAAAUAAAUUUGUUUUUAUAUAUACAA